UUAUACAACAAAAUAUAAAAGCCCUUACAACAAAAUUAAAUUAAACACCCACUAGACUUAUAAAACAAGAAUCUUACAACCAAUUCCUAUUUUCCCACUUUCCAUUCACAUUUUUCCUUCACUUUUCUCUUUCUCUCUCCUCCCUCUCCCGUGCCUUUGUGAAUAUGCACACGGUUGGGCUGAAUUGGAAAGACAAACUCCAUAAUUUUACUUUCUCUCUCCUCUUUUUCUCUCACUGAUUGAGCUUGCUCAAAGCUGCCAGCCUACUCAAAUGCUUUUCCUCUGACAAUCACCUCAAAAAAACCCAAUUUUUUUAAUAAAGGAAGAAAUUUUAGAAACACCCAUUAAUUAAUUUCUUCAUGGGGUGCUGUCAAUCCUCUGAAAUUAAACACCCUUUUAACAGAAAUUCUAACCCACCUUUUCACCACCAGCAAACGCCGUCUACGGCUGACGUCGGUGGAGUUGACGGCGGCGCCGGCGGUGGAAGUGGGGUUGUUGUUGGUGGAGGAGGUGGUGGUGGAGUUCCUGCCUUUGCUGAGUUCUCUUUUGCUGACUUAAAAACAGCAACAAAUAAUUUUAGUACAGAAAAUAUAGUGUCAGAAAGUGGUGAAAAAGCGCCUAAUCUUGUUUAUAAAGGCCGUCUCAAGAAUCAACACUGGAUUGCUGUUAAGAAGUUUACCAAAUUAGCUUGGCCUGAUCCUAAACAAUUUGCGGAGGAGGCUUGGGGAGUUGGUAAAUUAAGACACCAAAGGCUUGCAAAUUUGAUUGGAUAUUGCUGUGAUGGUGAUGAGAGGUUGCUGGUUGCUGAGUUCAUGCCUAAUGAUACUCUUGCCAAGCAUUUAUUCCACUGGGAAAACCAGACAAUUGAGUGGGCAAUGCGACUGAGAGUAGCUCUCAAUGUUGCUGAAGCCUUAGAUUACUGCAGUUCUGAAGGUCGUCCAUUGUACCAUGAUCUGAAUGCUUAUAGGGUUCUCUUUGAUGAGAAUGGUGAUCCUAGACUUUCAUGUUUUGGAUUGAUGAAAAACAGUAGGGACGGAAAAAGUUACAGCACCAAUCUUGCCUACACUCCUCCAGAAUAUCUUAGAAAUGGAAAAGUUACUCCUGAAAGUGUUAUUUACAGCUUUGGUACUAUUCUUUUGGACUUGUUGAGUGGAAAGCACAUACCUCCAAGUCAUGCCCUUGACAUGAUACGUGGCAAAAAUAUAAUCCUAUUGAUGGAUUCCCAUUUGGAGGGAAAAUUUUCCACUGAAGAAGCCACUGUAGUUGUUGAUUUGGCAUCUAAAUGUUUGCAAUAUGAACCUCGGGAGAGACCAAACACCAAGGAUCUUGUUUCAACACUUGCCCCAUUGAAUACAAAUCCAGAAGUUGCAUCACAUGUCAUGCUUGGGAUAUCACAGCAAGAAGAAGCACCCUCUACCCCACAGCGACCUCUUUCGGCGAUGGGUGAAGCAUGCUCUCGGAAGGAUCUCACAGCAAUCCAUCAAAUAUUGUUUAUGACACACUACAGAGAUGAUGAGGGAACGAAUGAGCUGUCUUUUCAAGAAUGGACACAGCAAAUGAGAGAUAUGCUGGAAGCGAGAAAGCGUGGAGAUCAUGCUUUUAAGGAAAAAGACUUCAAAACAGCCAUUGACUGUUACUCUCAGUUUAUCGAUGUGGGGACUAUGGUUUCACCAACUGUAUAUGCGAGGAGAAGCUUGUGCUACCUCAUGAAUGACCAAGCAGAUGCAGCCCUUAGAGAUGCAAUGCAAGCACAGUGUGUGCACCCUGAUUGGCCAACAGCCUUUUAUAUGCAGUCAGUUGCCCUUGCUAAACUAGACAUGCAGAAGGAUGCUCUUGAUAUGCUAAGCGAAGCAUCUGGCCUUGAAGAAAAGAGGCAGAAAGGUGGAAGAAGUUAAUCAUCCGAAAAAGGGUAGAUUGACUCUUCUCUGAACCCGAGUGUCUGUAAAAUCUGAGAUGGAAACAGAAGAUUCUUAUUGAUGCAAAAAUUGCAUCAUGUUAUACUUUCGAUUGUAUGAUUGUGUGGUCAUUGUAAGUUAUUGGGGGCUGUAAGAGAUUGAGAAAAAGAGGGGGAGAAGUAAAAAUGAGAAUGCAAUUUGCAAACAAAGUUGCAAAUUAUUCUUUCAUCGUUCAUUUUGAUCAAUUUGACGUGCCAAAUGUGACAACUAUUAUUAGCAAUGCUUGAAUAGAGGAAUGAAAUUAGCAUUUCUUCUUUACAUAUAUUGUACAGGCAACUUGUUUGAACAUAAAGAGAAAUAUUGUCAAUUUAUAAACUGGA
Messenger RNA from Chenopodium quinoa (quinoa), 2275 nucleotides. RefSeq names its product probable serine/threonine-protein kinase At4g35230. NCBI's taxonomy places the organism in Eukaryota, Viridiplantae, Streptophyta, Magnoliopsida, Caryophyllales, Amaranthaceae. The coding region runs from base 360 to 1895 and encodes 511 amino acids. Gene Ontology annotation, molecular function: ATP binding; protein binding; protein kinase activity. Gene Ontology annotation, biological process: protein phosphorylation; brassinosteroid mediated signaling pathway. The transcript has 9 exons. The record is from RefSeq and is a predicted model, not a curated record.